This is a messenger RNA of Solenopsis invicta (red fire ant), 1230 nucleotides long. RefSeq lists its product as uncharacterized. Bases 1 to 1230 code for a protein of 409 amino acids. The transcript is spliced from 3 exons. The record is from RefSeq and is a predicted model, not a curated record. NCBI's taxonomy places the organism in Eukaryota, Metazoa, Arthropoda, Insecta, Hymenoptera, Formicidae.
AUGGCAAAGAAAAGAGAAAGUCAUAAAUCUUCGAAUCAAGACGACUGUGUUAUUUUAAUGGAUGAGAUGGAUAUUCAACCAGCAUUAGAAUAUGAUGUUAGCACAAGAUCAUUUGUUGGACAAACGACGUGUGAUGAGAUAGAAAAGUUAUGCACUUCUAUUGUUGUUUUUAUGCUCAGAGGUUUAAACGAAAAUUGGAAACAAAUUGUUUCAUGGCAUCUUACAUCUAAGUCUUCAAAUGAUGAUAUCAUGACUCAAUUACUGUUUGAAAUUGUCGAAGAAGCAGAGAAAAUAGGUUACAAGGUCCACGGAUUAGUUUGUGAUAUGGGUCCAAAAAAUCAAGCGAUAUGGCGCAAUUUAGGAAUUAAAGUUUCGAGAAAUAACAACACUCCGUUUGUAAUGCAUCCGAUACGGCCUAAUGAUAAUUUUUAUAUAUUUCCGGAUAUACCACAUUUAUUGAAAAACCUACGGAUGGCUUUAACUAACAAUUCUAUUAUUACAAUAGCACUGUCAAUUGUAGAAUCAGAAAAUUUACCAUGCAAUGAAGUUAGAUUUAAAUAUCUCGAAGAAUUAAAUGUAAUUCAGCAACGUAAAAAUUUAAAAUUAGCUCCAAAAAUAACUACCGACAUUGUGAACCCAACAGGAUUUAACAAAAUGAAUGUAGCAGCUGCAGCACAUAUAUUCAACGUAAAAACAGCUGCUGCUCUGGAGACAUUGAUAGAAUUGAAAUUAAUAGAUAAUGAAGCUAAAACUACAGCUUGGUUUCUUAGAAAAGUACGGGCUUGGUUUGAUGCGAUGAACAGCAGAAAGCAAAAUGAAGCAAUUACUCCAACACCUAUAAUAGCAACGAUUUUGGCAAGUAAGGAUCAUAAAGAUGACCCGCAGAUGCUGGCAGGUUCAUACUUAGAAAUAGUAUCGGAGAUUAUUCGUAUUCUGGAGCCUUUCAAAGAAGCUACUCUUCAAAUAUCUAUCGACAGUAACAUUACAUUCAGUAUUGUUUUACCCAUACGUCAUAAUGUACAUGAUACAUUGAUUGAAAACAAACCUGUCACUUAUCCUGCAAUCGAAUUGAAGCAAAAUUUAUUGAAGGAGAUUGAGGCAAAAUAUGUACCUCUAGAAAAAAAUAAGCUUCUCACAAUAUCAACAUUACUUGAUCCUAGAUUCAAGAAAUUAUAUAGUUUCUCUAUUCUUCCACAAGCAGAAGCUAUACUACAAGUACAAAAAAAUUAA